CCGUUGGUCGCUCGACGUCCCUCCAUGAAAGACGUCCAUUCAUUUUUACGAAUUGUAGCAUUAAAUUAAAUGUUUUUGCUGUUUCUUGUCGACUAACUCAGGAUGAUUGAACCUAAGAAGAGAGCCGCGGACAUGGCGGUGGUUCCUGCCGCCGUGAAGCGGCCCCGGACAGAGUUGGUGGCGGCGGCUCAGUCUCAGCAACUCGUGGCCAUGGGUCCCCCACGGAGCUCCAGCCUGCAGGCCCCCAUUAUGUUGAUGUCUGGCCACGAGGGCGAGGUCUACUGCUGCAAGUUUCACCCCAAUGGAGCCACGCUGGCCUCCUCAGGAUUUGACAGGCUCAUAUUGAUGUGGAAUGUGUAUGGAGAUUGUGACAAUUUUGCCACUCUGAAGGGCCACAGUGGCGCAGUGAUGGAGCUGCACUACAACACAGAUGGCAGUAUGCUGUUUUCGGCGAGUACAGACAAGACUGUCGGUGUGUGGGACAGUGAAACAGGCGAGAGGAUCAAGCGUCUGAAGGGCCAUACCUCCUUUGUUAACUCCUGCUAUCCGGCCCGCCGAGGGCCACAGCUCGUCUGCACCGGCAGCGAUGACGGGACAGUCAAGCUGUGGGACAUUCGUAAGAAACAGGCAAUCCACACUUUCCAGAACACCUACCAGGUGUUGGCUGUGACGUUCAAUGACACCAGUGAUCAGAUCCUGUCAGGAGGCAUCGACAACGACAUCAAGGUGUGGGACCUGAGGCAGAACAAGCUGAUCUACAAUAUGCACGGCCAUGGCGACUCAGUAACUGGACUCAGCCUGAGCUCUGAGGGAUCGUACCUUCUCUCAAACUCUAUGGACAACACAGUGCGUAUUUGGGAUGUCCGGCCAUUUGCACCCAAGGAGAGAUGUGUGAAGAUUUUCCAGGGCAACGUUCACAAUUUUGAGAAGAAUCUGCUGAGGUGCUCCUGGUCUACUGACGGCAGUAAGAUCGCUGCCGGCUCAGCUGACAGAUUUGUGUACAUCUGGGACACCACAUCACGCAGAAUCCUGUACAAGCUGCCGGGCCACGCCGGCUCUGUCAACGAAGUGGCCUUUCACCCAGAGGAGCCCAUAGUGCUGUCUGGCUCCAGUGAUAAGCGGCUCUACAUGGGAGAAAUUCAGUAGGGUGUGUGUGAGCGCGUGUGUUAACUUGGAUCAAUGUGUGUGUGUGAGAGUGUGUGUUAACUUGGAUGAGUGUGUGUGUGUGUGUGCGUGUGAGUCCUGUAAAAGCGAGUGUCCUGCCUCAGAAGUGGAUGGGUGGUGUUCAGCAGCGGGUUAGGAGUCUCUGUAAUUUCAUGUGAUUCAGCUUGUCACAGAACAACCUCAGGACGUGUUUGAAGUUUAUUAUCAGUCACAACAACCUCCAUGACUUGUUUUUUAUUCUGGUUUCUUUCUUUUUA
This is a messenger RNA of Epinephelus fuscoguttatus (brown-marbled grouper), 1421 nucleotides long. It is a transcript of the gene snrnp40, whose product is annotated as small nuclear ribonucleoprotein 40 (U5). The record is from RefSeq and is a predicted model, not a curated record. Lineage: Eukaryota; Metazoa; Chordata; Actinopteri; Perciformes; Serranidae. The transcript has 10 exons. Bases 103 to 1146 code for a protein of 347 amino acids. Gene Ontology annotation, molecular function: protein binding; RNA binding. Gene Ontology annotation, cellular component: catalytic step 2 spliceosome.